Schistosoma curassoni is the source of this 825-nucleotide messenger RNA. The record is from the annotation of a GenBank genome assembly. Lineage: Eukaryota; Metazoa; Platyhelminthes; Trematoda; Strigeidida; Schistosomatidae.
AUGAUUCAUUCUGUCUUCAUUUUAUUGUUGGUUGUACAAACUGCGAUUUUUUCAGUUGAAUCAAACAAAAUAAAUUUAGUUGCUAAGAGAAAUAUUGAUGACAAUUCAACAUUAGCUGAAUGUGAUACAUGCUUAGCAGGGAUGAAUUUGGUUCACUACAUUCUUUCAGAAAAUUAUUGGGUAGAGAUUUAUAUGAUUGCAGCACAACAAUUAUGUCAGUCUAUUCCAUCAGAAAGUCUAAGAGACACUUGCCUGAAAUAUGUGAAUAAUUACCUUAAUAAUACUUUGAAAAUACUGGCUACAGCAGUGAAUCCUGAUUACAUUUGCAAGGCAUUACAAGCUUGUACAAAUAAUACAAAUUCUUUAACUAAUCGAAACAUCGGAGAUAGUAUAUUGUGUGAAGAAUGUAAAUUUGUUUAUAGUAGAAUACAAAGUAUUUUUACUGAUCACACAGAAACUAAACAAAUGAAAUCUUCACUGAAAGUGAUAUGUUUACUUUAUGCUUCAGACGAAUCAAAAUGUAAUAAAAGCAGAUCAAUCAUGUUAUGCACUUUGCUCUUUCCUAAAACUUUACAAACUCAUCUUCCAUUAAGUGGAUGUUACAUAUGAUUUAAAAUUACAGAAUUGAUCAUUUUGUUUUUCUUCUUCUUGUAACUAGGUUUCCUAGUAAAAAAAAUUGUGUGUUAUUUUUUUCUCUUUCUACUUUUGAUGUACUUUUAUGGUGUUACCGCAUAUGAGUCUAUAAACGUUUACCUUAUAAAUCACAAUCUUUAAUUUGAAACAUUUAGAUAAACUAAACUUAAGUAUCAUACAAUAAUCAUUUUC